AUGAAUUGUUCUGGUAUACUUUUGAGUUUUGGUCACAUCAAAAGCGUCAUCGUUUUACGCAAAGCUUUUUUAUUAGGAGACGAGUUUACGUAUAUAAAAGCAUUCAAUUUCGUUUAUUCUCAAGUAGUUGCCAAGAGACCAUAUUACAAGUGUUCACAUAUGCUAUUAAUGGGAAAUGUCAUAAGGGAACUUUAG
Clunio marinus is the source of this 195-nucleotide messenger RNA. Lineage: Eukaryota; Metazoa; Arthropoda; Insecta; Diptera; Chironomidae. The record is from the annotation of a GenBank genome assembly.